UAUUUAGAACAAAGUUGAACCUGUGGGUAAAUGUCGUAUCCAAAUGUAAAUAUAAAUCUAAAGUGAUGUGCGUACAUGAUAUUGUCAUCCUCCCAACUCAAACAAUCAAAGGAAUGAGAGAGAGAGAGAAAAAAAAUGCUUUUGUGUUUAAUUUGUUUGACUGGGGUCUCUUUGUCUGUUUAUUUAAGAAAAUGUCCCAUUUGUACGUAUCUCUGAUACAUUCUCUUAAAUUACUGUUUGAUACACAAAGUGUUUUCACAUUAACAUUAAAUCCUUUGUUGAAAAUUGAGUCAUCUAAGAUUUAGUCUGAUUUUUCACAUGAAAUCGUGAAUUGUUGUAUCUUGUGUGUCCUUAUCUGUCCGUUGCACUUGUGCAUGAAGAUUUUUUUCCAAAAUACAAUGAAGAGGUUGAGGAUAAAGUUUAUUUUUAAUCAAGUCCGCUAUUGUUUGAAUAAAAUAUUAGGCUACAUCUUCGAAGUCCAACACGACAGCUGAGCCGCUCAACGUCCUAAAGAAGCUUGGAGCUUGGAGAAUGCUGCGUGCCCCGGUCACGUGCUGGUUUAGCCAAUCAAGGAGCACUUUCUUGCAGCGUUUGACCAAUAGAAACUCGUCUUUGCGGAGCGCCACUUCCGGCCCGCGUCAUCCUCCAUGUGAAGCAUCAACCUGGUGCUGAUAUGUCCCCAAACAGCUGUCCAGCGAGAACCAUUUUCAUUUCUCUAUUCUUUUGAGCGGCGAAGGAAGUGAGAGCAACUAUACCCAGUGACGUUCUCCUUCCUUCUCUCUCUCUCUUUUUAAACACGCCUCUACGCUUCACAGCUUAUAGUUUUUUUGCGAGUUGAUUCCGGCAAGAGGCGCUGGUUAGCCGCUCAGUUCGGACUAAACCUCCCCUCCGUUGAUUCCGUCUCCCCCCACGGCGUUAGCCUUGCUAACUUUACCCGGGCCACGGUGAUUCUGACCCUCCGUCUUAACGCCAAAAUGCCGGAGUACCUGGACGACCCGUCUGUGCUCACCAAGGACAAGCUGAAGAGCGAGCUGCUGGCCAACAACGUGGAGCUGCCCGGCGGAAACCCGACCAAGGACGUGUUCGUGCAGCUGUACCUGACGAACCUGACCGCUCAGAACAAGAAAAAUGUCACGGCCGCGACUCUGGACGCCUUUUCCAGCGACGAGGAGCUGCCGCCGCCCGUGGUCUCCAGCAGAAGCCGCUCCUCCGGCAAAAAAGCCACAAGGAAAACGGAUAAGGUUCGUCCAGACGAGCUCGAUGUGACGGGUCUGACAGACGAAGGCCUGAGGGAUGAACUGCUCAAGCACGGAGUGGACGUGGGGCCAGUAGUGGCAUCUACCCGGAAGCUGUACGAGAAGAAGCUGCAGAAGCUGUUGGACGACAGUCCUGUACAGCCACCAUUGGCAACUUUCAAUGACGCGCAAGUCAACCACAACGGCAGCGCUGAUUCUGAUCUCUACAGUGACAAGGAGGAUGAAGUGACAUCGGUCCCAGAACCAGAGCCUGUGGCAGAACCUGAACCAGAACCUGAACCUGAGCCUGAACCUGAGCCUGAACCUGCUCCAGUGGUGGAGAGACCGUUGAGGAGCAGAGGGAAGACCGCCGUCACCACCCGCACCCGCAGCAGCCAGUACAACAUGAUGGUGCUUGAUGAUCUCAAGUCUCUACCAACAAAUCAUGUCCGCUUGGAGUCUGAAAGAAUUGUUCAUCACAGGCCCUCAAGUCCAUCUCGUCCUGCUUCCACCUCAUUCAGAUCCGUUCAGUCAAAGAGUCUUCCUGAAGAACUGAGACCACAACAGGCUGCCAAGCUAUCAAAGCCCUCAUCCCGUCUGGUCAACCAAACCUGUGUCGUCCCGCCCACCUUUAGCACCUUGAGUUACAUCUCUCCCAUUAAACGCCAGGAGUCCCACUGUUCUGUGUCAGACCAGUUUGGAUCUAAGCCUGGCAGUGGCUCAGCAGCAACGGAGGAGUGUGUCCCACCGGAGGCCCUGCUGCUUGGACAGAAACAGCAGAAAAUCAGCAGCUUGCUGUCCACAUGCAGCCCUGUGAAGAUGCUGAGCUGUGCACCCAUACUGUCCAAGGAUGUGUUAGUCAAACAGGUGGAGAAAAUCGCAGCCAGUGACCAAACGCCUAAAGUUGAAGAAAAAGAUGUUCUGAAGGAGCUGUUUUCCAAUGACCUCAGCAGUCCAACAGGAAUCAAUGCAACCUGUCGACGACCCAUCCGAGGAGCUGCCGGACGCCCAGUAAAAUCCAGUGACCUGUGGAAUGACGAAAACUGUGUCUUCUCUCCAAAAACGACCACCAAGACCAGCAGCUACUCCUACACAGAGAGCCACAAUGUCAACAGAGUCACCAGCCUGCCCCCCUCCAUCGCCGUCAACUCUUCCACCUGUGGGCUCCUGUCUGCAGCUCCCCCUGCAGGCAAAACCAAAGCAGCUCGCCACAGUAUGUCUCUGUGGAUAAAGCUGUUUCUGCUGGCCAUCAUAGCUGCUUUCCUGUUCUUGGUUUACCAGACCAUGGAGACCAACUCCAACAGCCCGUUCACUAGCGGAAACUCGGAAGCAGCUGGUGGCACUACAGCAUAGAGAGCACAGGAAGAGUCUGAGGGGCAAAGAGAAGCAUGCCUCCUUCUACUUGUUCAUUUUUUUAAGUGUGAAUCUAAAUUGUAGCCAUUUUGUUUCUUACCUCUGACAUCGUCGACCAUUUUUUUCUUCAAGUUUUGUUCUUGUCUUUUUUUUUUUCUUCAUUUUUAAAUGGACUCCUAAAGAAAAGUGACAUACUCACUUUAGUGACUUUCAAAGACUUUCUCCGUGACAUGUUGGGAAAAUACUGUUGUUGUUUUGUUCCAUCCUUGACCUUGGACCUCAGGUUAUGACAAAGCCAGCCACUAAUCAACCAUGUGAAACACACACAUCCAGUUGCUUUCCAAGUGAUGACUCCUUUUAUUUUUUAUUCCCAUGCCAUAUUUACAUGGUCCAUGAGUGUGUUUGUAUUGGGCGUGUGUGGUUGAGAUUUGUUUCACACUUUGCCUUAGCAUCUUUCACUGUCGAUCACUAACAGUCUUCAAGAUGGAGUCUAAACCUGUACUUUUGUUUUGUACUUUUGACCAUCUUUGUUAAUGAGACAGGGAGGCUUGUUAUUAUACCCAGAUGCUUCUAAAUCUUCUUAAACCCUACACAAAUACUUUCAUAAUGUACUCUUUUAAUAAAUUUGAAUGUCAUUCUAUUCUGCUUAAUUAUGUAUUCUCUGUCACCAAUGUUGAAUAUUCACUCAAUAAAAUAUUAUGUUGUUACCGUG
This is a messenger RNA of Mugil cephalus (flathead mullet), 3300 nucleotides long. RefSeq names its product thymopoietin a (gene tmpoa). Lineage: Eukaryota; Metazoa; Chordata; Actinopteri; Mugiliformes; Mugilidae. Bases 975 to 2588 code for a protein of 537 amino acids. Gene Ontology annotation, molecular function: DNA binding. The record is from RefSeq and is a predicted model, not a curated record. The transcript is spliced from 9 exons.